ACAGUUAAACUAAUAUAUAUUUAUGUUAGAUUUUUGCAAAUGUACAUAUAAAUAUAUUUUCGAGAGUAGGUGUAUUCGCUUUCAACGAUAGUAAUCUUCUGGUAGCUCAGAAAACUACAUUUCCCACAACCAAGCUAAGUCUGGCGGCUGCUGUGCUUCUUGCCAUCACAACACAACGAACUAACGAACGUCUCUGCAGCUAGUGGAGUUGGCUAACUAUUAUACGGUGAAAGGAUGGGUGUUUCGGAUUUACUGUCUGAUUCAAAAACCGGACUUGUGUUGGAUCUUUCAGCCCAGAGUUUGCAGAAGCUGGAUCCCAAUUUCACAUGUUCGGAGGAUACUCAUACUCUUAUUCUUGACCGGAAUCAGAUCAUGAAGUUGGAUUAUAUGGAAAGAAAUCCAGGCCUCCAGCAGUUAUCUGUAGCCAGUAAUCGUUUGGUGAGAAUGAUGGGUGUGUCUCGGUUAACUGAACUCAGAGUCUUGAACCUUCCUAACAACAGUAUUGGUUAUAUUGAAGGACUAAGAGAUAUGCCUUAUUUGAAAUGGCUUAACCUAUCGGGUAACAACAUUAAGGUCAUUGAGCAACUUAACAACUGUGUUUCACUUCAACACCUGGACCUCUCUGAUAAUAACAUAUCAGUUAUUGGAGAUUUGACCAAACUCAUUGAAUUAAAGACGUUGUUACUCCAUGGAAACAGCAUUACAACGCUCCGUACAGUUCCUGCACACCUACCUGUUCAUUUAUCUAUUCUCUCCCUUGCGGAAAAUGAAAUUAGAGAUCUUAAUGAGGUGUCAUAUUUAGCACCCCUUCAAGACCUAGAGCAGCUGUCUAUCAUGAGCAACCCAUGUGUUAUGGCGACUCCUUCACUUCCAGGAUUUGACUAUAGGCCCUACAUCAUGAGUUGGUGCCUGAACCUAAAAGUUUUAGAUGGUUAUGUAGUGUCCCAGAAGGAAGGACUGAAAGCAGAGUGGCUGUACAGUCAAGGCAAAGGCAGGUCUUUUCGACCAGGGCAACACGUUCAGCUGGUUCAGUACUUGGCCACUGUGUGUCCUCUGACCUCCUCACCAGCUUUGGAGACAGCAGAAGAUGCAAAGCUGGAGAAGAUCCUGAGGAAGCAAAGGUUGCACCAAAAGCAGCUCUUAGAGGAAAGGCGUGUAGAUUGUCCCAGCCCUCCUCGCCCCGUACAAUUGGAUGUGGAGGCACAUAGCGCAUCCCUGUCACAAGAGGGAGCCAGAGAUUUGCAGAACGCAACAUCCACUGCAAAACCAUAUCAAGAGACCCAGCCAGUGUUGCAGAUUAAUACGUGGGUGAACUGUGAGGCAGCCCAUGUGUCCCUACCUGUGAAUCACAGCCCAAGACUUGAUGAGCCAAUCUAUUUGGAAGAUAUGCAAACAGAUGUGGACAAACUUAACAGUAAUAUGCUGUCAUCUGAGUCCACAUUUGUCCCAUUCAAAUCUGAACUUGAACUCCAUACUGGUCCCUCUGACAGUGAGGAUGAAACAGAAACAUUUGAACCUGACUCUCUGGCCCCAAAAAUCUCUGAGCCCAAAAGAAACAAUUCCAAGAGAGAGCAUCACUCUCCUUUGACUCCAAAGCAAGAGGCCUGUGCAAGUGUUACUCUUCUAAAUAUCAAUUCUAAUAGUGGUAGCUUGCCACAAAUUAUGGCAAAACCUUGCUAUGACAAAUGUGUAAGGAGUGAAGUCAGUGAACAGACAGAAGAAACCAAACUCGAGUCUAACAAGGCUGCUAUUAAAAUACAGUCUUGGUGGAGGGGCCAGUACACACGUUUUUUAAACCCGAAAGCCAAAGAAGUACGAAAUGAAAUUCGGCUGAGGCGAAUGCAAGACCACAUCCUGUUUUUGUCAGAGAGAUUAGACGGAGUGCAACAGCAGUAUGAAGAUGAAAGACUACAGAGGAUGGUACAGGAAGAAACUGUGAAGUUUUUGUGGAAGGAGCUUCAGUCCAUGCAAGAGUGGAAGCGGUCUGUGGAGCAUCAGCUAGCUAGCCUUACUCAAGUAAACCAGAGCCCACUUCUGAGACCGUGUGAAUUUGCUGCACCUGUCUCUUCCAGCACUAAAAACCCUCCCAGCAUAGAUGUGUCCUUCCCCGACUCUGGAUUUCAGACAACAAGUAGUGGACAACAGGCUGCUCCAGAGGAUAGCUUCUUGAGCAGCGGCAGUGACUCUCUGAAAACUGUGCGAGCUUUGAGCCCUGGUAUAGUUUGUACAAAUACAGCAGAUGACAGCCCAGACUGUAGCCUCUUGGAGCAGUAUUUGUCUUCAGUUCAGCAGAGAGAAGAAGAGGCAGAGGAAGUGCUCAGUGACAGGUCUGAAACGCUUCAGUCAAAUUCACCUUUUUGUCACAAUAUAAAAGUAACUGAGAAAGACCAACCAGAGGAGCAAAGAACUGCAUGUACAGAAGGGACUCUUAAAUAGGACUUGGUGGGUGAAGUCACAGUCACUCCAAUCAGCUGAUUGCUGACCCAGAUCUCAAAUAACGGUGCACUUAAAAUACCUGUUUAGUGUGGGUAGCAAAAGCCAACUUAAGCUCAGUUUGAAUGUACUAUUUAUUUUUUAUUUACUCUAUACUUGAUUUCACUGUAUGUACUUAUUUAAUGUGUAAGGAAAUAAAACAAUGUAAGGAUUGUUACUGAGCUGAGUGCAUUGUAGUUCACAUAAGCUACAGGUAUAAUUAAUAUUAAAGGUUUAAAUGACAUCC
This is a messenger RNA of Periophthalmus magnuspinnatus, 2719 nucleotides long. It is a transcript of the gene cep97, whose product is annotated as centrosomal protein 97. Lineage: Eukaryota; Metazoa; Chordata; Actinopteri; Gobiiformes; Gobiidae. Bases 235 to 2436 code for a protein of 733 amino acids. Gene Ontology annotation, molecular function: protein binding. The record is from RefSeq and is a predicted model, not a curated record. The transcript has 11 exons.